This is a messenger RNA of Prorocentrum cordatum, 1172 nucleotides long. The record is from the annotation of a GenBank genome assembly. Lineage: Eukaryota; Dinophyceae; Prorocentrales; Prorocentraceae.
GACAUUGCGCGGGGAAGAACACGACAUCAACAUGGAUACCCUCGCGAAGUCGAAGUCGGGGCUCGAAGCGAUCACAGAGGCGAUCGUCAUCUUGAAGGCCUUCUACGCAAAGGGCGCCAAGGCCAUCUCUCUGGCGCAGGCCUCGCCUGUGGACGAGGACACCGCAGGCCCUGGCUUCACGGGCAACUACGGGGGCAAACAGGUCGCGUCCAAGGGCAUCAUCGGCAUGUUGGCGGUCAUCAAAACGGACUUCGAGCGCACGAUCAAGAUGACCAGCGACUCGGAAAAGAAGGCGCAGGCCGACUUCGUGGAGUUCGACCGCGUGUCCAGGGCCCCCGCACUCGCGCUGGGCCGGCCGCUCGCCCUUCCAGGCGGCCGCGGGCGCGCGAACGCGGUUGGGGACUCCCGAUGGCGCUGCGUAAGUAAGUAAGGAGCAGAGGGAGAAGGAGAAGGGAGGAAGGAUGAGGUUGGAGGAGUGAGCGGGUCAACCGUUGUCCACCCCUGCCCCUGCGGGUCCGAACGGCACCGGAGCAUCACGCCUUCCACCGCCACGCCGAUGGACUGCACUGUGAUAAGUCACGGCUUCACACGUCCACGGUGUAGAAAGAUUCCGGUCCAUGAGUUUGUGCGAAGCUAUUGGCGCGAGUUUCGGACCAUCCGUUUGCGGCAGGUUCGCGUCGCGUCGGCGCCGCAACGACCUUGGCGUGGGGCGUCGAUCGGAGGGCCGCGACCGAAGCCAACGCCCAGGUCGACACCACGCGGGCCUGCCGUGUGUUGUAGGGCAGGAUAGGCCAGAACUCUUUGAGAAGGCCGCGACGCCCGAGACAUCCUCCAGAGCAGCCAGAUCUCAGAGAUUCUCGAUUUAUCCUCACCCGAUUGCAUUAUCGUCCUGGUUUCGUCUUGAAUUACUCGAGUUCGCGCGCACACAAUGCUAGGUCGUUCCCGCUGGGUCGUCCCCGCCUCUCCGUGCCGGGCUCGACGCGAGGGCCGCCAGGAGCAGCCCUUUACCACGAGGCGAUACUCGCCCAAUAUCCCCACCAAGUUCCAUCGCCAUCGUUCGUUGAAGCACGUAUUACUCCCAGGUUGCAUGUUGUGCAGGCCUUGCGGCCGGUGCCGCCGACGGGGUCCCCCGGGACCCGGGGGUCCAUUUUGGGACCCGGGGCCAAUCUUAG